This is a messenger RNA of Mycena indigotica, 1206 nucleotides long. Its product is annotated as Macrophage erythroblast attacher isoform 1. Gene Ontology annotation, biological process: positive regulation of transcription by RNA polymerase II. The transcript has 3 exons. Bases 1 to 1206 code for a protein of 401 amino acids. Gene Ontology annotation, cellular component: RNA polymerase II transcription regulator complex. NCBI's taxonomy places the organism in Eukaryota, Fungi, Basidiomycota, Agaricomycetes, Agaricales, Mycenaceae. The record is from RefSeq and is a predicted model, not a curated record. Gene Ontology annotation, molecular function: protein dimerization activity; DNA-binding transcription factor activity.
AUGCAGCACACACCCAAAAUGACGACACCGCCUGUAAAGCCCAAGCGCGAGCCGCAAGAGGCCCGGCUAAAACGGCCCAAAGAGGAGCAGCAGGCGCAUAUCAUCGUCUCACAACUCAGUCCCAAUCCCGGGGACGUUGGCGGUACGAUGUCCACCCUCACUUUCCAUGGCCCGCCGCCCUCGCCGAAACCCAAGACACGGAACAGCGCUGAACGACGGGCGUCGCACAAUGCCGUUGAGCGACAGAGGCGGGAGGCGCUCAAUGCGCGGUUCCUGGACUUGGCAGGGAUGCUCCCUUCACUUGCGACGAUCCGCCGCCCCUCAAAAUCGAGCAUCGUCAAUACUUCUAUUGCCCAUGUUAAUGCCUCAAAUCGCCACCGUCUACUCGCCAGUCAGCAGCUACGGGGGCUCACGGAGGAGUGUGAGUCGUUGCGGCGAGAGGUCAACGAAUGGCGGGAGCGCGCUGGUGGAAUAGCGCCGAUUGCGAAACCCAUCCGGGGCGAGAAUUUCGAGCUGCUACUCUCUGGCGCGGAGCCCGAGAUGGACGACCUGUUUUGGCAGGAUGUGGAGGGCGGUGUUGGGGCGAUUGACGAGGAAGGCGAGCAUGACUCGCCAGAGGACAUGGAGCAGCAGCAACGGCGACAAUUUGCGUAUACGGCGCCAGAUCCAUACCACCACCAAAAUCACUAUCCGCCGCGCUCUGCCCCGCCCCUGGACCAUCCUCCAAUCGAAAGCGGCGACGGAGCCACCCCCGGCCUUCCGCCGCCCAUCUCCAUUCCGAUGAACUUGCCGCUUGUUCCUCCCCCGCCAGAGAUGGUUUACCACGAGCGGCGCAUGUCGCUGCCCGUGCCGAUGUCGAUGCCUAUGGCGGCCCCGGUUGUACCCAGUCACGGUCAUCACCACGGCCACGGAAUGUACCGCGAGGACCCACGGUGGGUAUAUGCCAACCUUCCUGCCCAGCACACCCACCAGGGCCACGGUCAGCGACGACAUGACUACGACUACGCCGCCCCAUCGCCGUCCUACGAAUAUGCGCCUGAUUACGACCGCCAUCAUCACCCGCCUCACGUCGAAGGGCACCCCUCUCGCCGCCCCCCGCCAUUGCUGCUCCCCUCACGGGACACGAGCGAGGACAGCCCGCAAACGCCGACCCCCACCUCGUCCGCGGCCAGCGGAAAUCACCGCCCUAGCUCACGGUCGGGCUGA